AUGGUGUGGAGCUCCACCUCAGAUGUCCACCUUGCUGUGGAGGUUCACCUUGCCGUGGAGGUGACGUCACCUGAGGAUGUGGGGGCCGCCCUGACCUUGACGCAGAAGGAGUUUGGGCGCCUGGACGUGACGGUGAACUGCGCUGGCAUUGGCAUCGCCCUCAAGACCUACAACAGCAAGAAGGACAAGGUGCACGAGCUGGAGGACUUCCAGAGGGUCAUCAACGUGAACUUGGUGGGAACCUUCAACGUCAUCCGCCUGAGCGCUCGCCUGAUGAGCCAGAACAACCCCGACGCCGACGGCCACCGGGGUUUGGUGGUCAACACCGCCAGCGUGGCCGCUUUCGAGGGCCAGGUGGGUCAAGCCGCCUACUCGGCGUCCAAAGGCGGCAUCGUAGCCAUGACCCUCCCCAUCGCCCGCGACCUGGCGCCGUUGGGAAUCCGCGUCGUCACCAUCGCUCCAGGUUUGUUCUCCACCCCGUUAUUGGCCGGUUUACCCGAACGAGUUCGGAAUUUUUUGGGCCAACAAGUGCCUUUUCCGGCGCGGUUGGGUCACCCCGAGGAAUACGCCCACCUGGUCCAAGCCUUGGUGGAGAACCCCAUGGUCAACGGGGAGGUGGUGAGGUUGGACGGGGCCCUUCGCAUGCAGCCCUGA
Molecule: messenger RNA, 654 nt
Organism: Pterocles gutturalis (yellow-throated sandgrouse)
Lineage: Eukaryota; Metazoa; Chordata; Aves; Pterocliformes; Pteroclidae
Gene: HSD17B10
Product: hydroxysteroid (17-beta) dehydrogenase 10
Exons: 5
Coding region: 1-654 (217 amino acids)
Biological process (GO): androgen metabolic process; fatty acid metabolic process; estrogen metabolic process
Cellular component (GO): mitochondrion
Molecular function (GO): estradiol 17-beta-dehydrogenase [NAD(P)+] activity
Source: RefSeq, a predicted model, not a curated record